AUGGCGGAUGCACUACUUGGUCCCGUUGUAGAAGUUCUAGUGGAGAAGGCAAUACAUUUGGCUUCUGAACAAAUUGGCCGGUUUGUUGCAUUCAAGAAAGACUUGGAGAAACUGAGGGAUACGUUGACUCUGAUCCAGGCUCUCCUUCAUGAUGCAGAGGAAAGACAGGUGACUCAACAAUUCGUGAAGCUUUGGCUGGAGAAGCUUGAACGUGUGGCUUUCGAUGCUGGUAAUCUGUUGGAUGACAUCAACUAUGAGAUGAUCCGGCGCAAAGUUGAGAUUCAAAACCAAAUGAAGAGGAAGGUAUGCUUCUUCUUCUCACUCUCCAAUCCCAUUGCAUUUCGUUGCAAAAUGGCCUGCAAGAUUCAGAAAAUCAAUAUGGAUUUGAAAAGAAUCAAUGAAGAAGCAAGGAACUUUGGCCUCCAGCCACAGACUGGAGCUACAGAUGCGCCUCGUGUUCUUCCUCCUCCCAAUGUAGGAGGAUUUAUAAAGAACAGAGAGAGUGACUCUGUUGCUGUUGAUACGGGUUUCGUUGGAAGAGAAAAUGAUGUCUCAGCAAUAGUAAAAAUGUUGACUGCCCCAAAUAAUAAUGACACUAUCUCCGUUCUCCCUAUAGUAGGGAUGGGCGGGAUCGGGAAGACUACAUUGGCUCGAAAUGUUUUUAAUGAUCCAAAGAUUAAAGAACAUUUUGAGAAGAGCAUGUGGGUAUGCGUGUCGGAUGAUUUCAAUGCCAAUAGGCUUUUUAGGUUGAUGCUAGAAUCAUUGGAAGCACCAAUGACCGGAGUUGAGGGUAAGGACGCCAAAGUCAAGCGGCUUAAGGGCUCAUUGGAUGGUAAAAGGUAUCUACUGGUCUUGGACGAUGUUUGGAGUAAGGAUUCCGUACUAUGGAAUGACUUUCUUGAGUCUUUGAGGGGUACUAGCCCAGCCAUGGGGAGCUGGAUUCUUGUGACCACUCGUGAGCGAGAAGUGGCAACCAUCACGAGAAUUUCUUCUCCUCAAGAUUAUUCCUUGGAACAAUUAUCAGAUGAUCAUUGUUGGCUCAUUCUCAAAGAAAAUGCAUUGGGUGCUAGGAAAGUGCCAACUAGACCGCAAGAAGAUAUAGGUUUGAAGAUUGCAGAAAAAUGCCGAGGCUUACCAUUAGCUGCAAGCGUUCUCGGGGGCAUGCUGCGCAACAAGGAAAUAGGUGAAUGGCAGAAAUUAGAGAGUGGGCUUCAAAGAGGUGAAAAUAAUGGCAUUGAUGAAAUUUUGAAGUUGAGCUUUGAUCAUCUGCCAUAUCCAUCUCUUAAAAAAUGUCUUGCGUAUUGUUCAAUUUUUCCCAAGGAUUUUGAAAUGGAAAGGAAUCAACUGAUCCAACUUUGGGCGGCAGAAGGAUUUCUUUAUUCAAAUCCAAGAAACAAUAAUAUGUGUAUGGAGGAAGUUGGCAACAUGUACUUUACCAUUUUGUUGGAUAGUAACUUGUUUCAAGAUGCAGAGGAGGAUGAGCAUGGGAAUGUUGUGAAUUGCAAAAUCCAUGAUCUUGUGCAUGAUAUGGUGCAAUCCAUUUCCAGUUCUAAAACUUUGAGGUUGACAGAGUCUGGAAGUGAUGACCAGGGGACGUUUCCCAUCCAGUAUCUUGCACUAGAGAGAAGUGAAAAAGAAAUGCCAUUUCCUCCCUCUGAAAGGUUCAAGUGUAUUACAACAUUAUUUUUGUUGGAAGACAGAUCACUUAAUGAUAGAGAGAUAUCAUUUUUUAUGUUGCGAGUUUUGAGCUUAAGGUCAUCAAGUGUCGAGGAGCUUCCUAAAUCAAUUGGGAAGCUAACUCAUUUGCGGUACCUUGAUUUAUCCAGACCUUCAAUCAAAAUAAUGCCAGACUCUCUUUGUCGACUUUAUCAUUUGCAGACAUUAAGAGUUGAAGGUUGCAAAUCAUUGACAAAGUUUCCAGAAAAUUUCACGAAUUUGGUGAAUUUGAGGCACUUUGAGGUGCGAAAUUGCACAAACUGCAAAGAGUUACCAACUCUUGGGCACAUGUCCUCCCUCAGAUCUCUUCACUUGGAAAGUCUUGAUGGCAUAACAAGCAUAGGACCUUCUUUUUAUGGAGAAUCAACCAUACAUAGUGGAAGCGGCAGUCAAAGUCCCCUAAAUUUGUUUCCAGCACUUGAACAUUUCAGUCUAAGGGACACGCUCAAUUUGACUGAAUGGACGGAAGCAGAAGUUGAUGAUAGAGAAUUGAUGGUAUUUCCUGUCCUUGAGACGAUAGAGAUUGAAGAUUGCCCCAAACUAGCAACUUUUCCAAGUCAUUUUCCAAGUCUCAAGAAAUUGCACAUCCAGUCGACUAAGAAUGGGUCAGCAGUAAUGAAAUAUAUUCGCAGCAGCGGAGUUAGCACUCUCACUGUUCUUAGCCUUUUGUAUGUGACUGGGUUCACCGAGCUACCAAAUGUGUUAUUUCAAAACAAUCCAAAUCUUGCAUAUCUCCGGUUAAACAAUCUUGAUUUGACCCAUUUCUUGGAUUUUCCGUCUGAUGUUCCUCAAACUUUAGAAGGUCCAAAUUCCCAAACAGUGCUUGAGUUGAGCCAACCACACACUUGUAUUGACAAUAGUGCUACUCAACGUUUGGUUGGUCUUGAGUCCCUUGAGAAAUUACAUGUUCGAUUUUGCAAUUCACUCAAGUCGAUUUCAAUCCCCAAGGGAGACAAGUACCUCACUGCCUUGCGAGGAUUAGAAAUUUCCGGGUGCGAUGGGUUGACCCACUUGUCCAUCCCCCAGCUAUCUGAGUCAGAGUGGGAUUCCACUUCUCCGCCCUCCCUCUCCGCUACUUCUCCUCCUCCUCCUCUUCUACCUCUCGAGAAAUUGAAAGUAGACUGCUGCCCCCAUCUGAUCUCCUUUCCAAUUGAUUUAACCCGAACACCUUCUCUCUCUUACCUAGACAUAGCACGUUGUCCCAAAUUAACGGACUUGCCCAAGGAGAAGCUUUGUUCUCUUACAAGCUUGAGAAACUUAUCGAUUGGACCAUUCUCAAAAACCACAGAGUUGCAUUCCUUCCUACACCUCUUUGAUGCUCUCCCACCACCGCACCCCUACUUCCCCUCCCUUUCAGAAUUAAUUCUGCGUGGAUGGUCUCAUUGGGAAUCUCUGCCCGAGCAACUUCAGCGCCUCUCUGCCCUAACAACUCUUUUUUUAAAAGAUUUUGGAGUGAAAUCAUUGCCCGAUUGGUUUGGGAAGCUUUCGUCACUUGAACAACUUAGGCUCUGGGAUUGUGAAAAGCUAGAGAAUUUACCCUCUCACCAAUCUAUGAGAAGCCUCACCAGACUAAGAUACCUGAAGAGUCACGGGUGUCCCCUUCUAGAGGAAAGAUGUAAACCAGAGAGCAGCAGUAGCAGCACCACCGAAUCCAAUUCUGAGUGGUCGAAGAUCUCCGGCAUUCCCGAAAUUGAAAUUGAUGAGCAGCAAAUCAGAAGCUAAUCCCCAUUUGAAGCUCAUGAAUAAUGUCAGUUUCCCCAAUUAAAGCUACUAGUCUGCUGAAUAACUGCUCCAAACGUAUCUUUCCUUGGUCCUCUUAAUUUCUGCUUUUCAGCUACUUUUUGGCUCAAAGAACACUCUGUGAACAGCAGAGUCAUUGCACAUAUUGAGGAACCUCUUCUAUAUCUGGCCUAGUUCAAGACCUCCCAAGAUUGAGGUCUUAACUAGCCUAGUUCAAAACCUCCUUCACAGUUGCACUAGAAAAAGUAAGCAGAAAACUUCCUUUGUUGGAGGGAUUUAUCUGGGCUCUCUCCCAAGAGGAAGAUUCUUGGACUUUAAUUCCAUAUAGAGAACGUUACAUUACAAUUCAGCGCGGUUUUGAGUCUAGCUUGAGAGUCUACUCUCAGAUUGAUAAAUUGUGGAAGAAUAUAUGAGGCUGACAACGACAGAUCAUUCUGGCUAGCUGCAGGGAUUCUCAUGCAUGAGGUUAAAUAACAGAGCUAUGGAUGAGCAAUACAUGGGAAAGCCACUGGUCGGAUUUUUAAGUUGUGAUGACAACUGCUGCAAAUGAGGCUUGUCAGCCCUUUUAAAGAAACAUAACCUAGUCGAAUUGAGAAGCUUUCGUCUGUUGAAGGGUUCUAAGUUGGCAAAUGCAAAAAGCUUGAGUGGUAAUCCUUCCACCAAUCCACCAGAAGGCUUGAGUGGAUAUAGGAUGCGUAUCUUUUGAUUUAUAGGGAUGAUGAUGUCACAAGGGGAGCUGCCCCAACAGUGAGUGAUGCAAGAGCUAUGAGAUUUUCUACUUUGAUCAUAUUCUAAUUGGAUGCUAAGUUGUCACAAUCUGCUUAAAUUCUAAGACAACUGAAGUCUACACUGAGUGUGUUAAUGAUUUAGUCAA
Molecule: messenger RNA, 4330 nt
Organism: Coffea eugenioides
Lineage: Eukaryota; Viridiplantae; Streptophyta; Magnoliopsida; Gentianales; Rubiaceae
Product: putative disease resistance protein RGA3
Exons: 6
Coding region: 1-3438 (1145 amino acids)
Biological process (GO): defense response to other organism
Molecular function (GO): ADP binding
Source: RefSeq, a predicted model, not a curated record